AUGCGCUUCUUCGCUGCCGCCGCUCUCCUCCUCAGCAGCAUCGCUCUCGCAGCGCCCGCUCAAGAACAGAACAAAGACUGCUGUUGCUGCGACAUUUCCCAGCCCGCCUUUGUCUGCGAAAAGGACGUCAAGCCCCAAGACUGUAUCUGCGCCGCUGUCGUCUGCCCCGUCGGCGCUCCUACCUACUGGCCUGCUACCGCUACACCUACCAAGACUGCUACAUCAACUACCACUUCUGCUCCCACCUCCACAGCUGCCGUCGAAAAGCGCGAGGAAGCCGUCACAAGUGUUCCCAUUCCUGAUGGAGCCCCAUGCUGCUGCUGUAGCUUGGCUGACCAAGCUAUCGUCUGCGAGGUACGCCCUGAGGACGCAGACCAGACUUGCAUGUGCCCCAAGGUCCAGUGCCCUAGCGGUGCGCCGACCCUGACGAGGAACGUGGGCGCUCAGGAGACCGAAAACUAA
Molecule: messenger RNA, 462 nt
Organism: Fusarium coffeatum
Lineage: Eukaryota; Fungi; Ascomycota; Sordariomycetes; Hypocreales; Nectriaceae
Exons: 1
Coding region: 1-462 (153 amino acids)
Source: RefSeq, a predicted model, not a curated record